Exserohilum turcica Et28A is the source of this 497-nucleotide messenger RNA. RefSeq lists its product as uncharacterized. The transcript has a single exon. The record is from RefSeq and is a predicted model, not a curated record. Bases 34 to 462 code for a protein of 142 amino acids. NCBI's taxonomy places the organism in Eukaryota, Fungi, Ascomycota, Dothideomycetes, Pleosporales, Pleosporaceae.
UUGCUACCGGGCAUCAAAGCGCCUUCACUGCCUAUGUCAAGUACUAAUGACACAGCCAGCGCGCCGUGUGCUAAGCCAGAAGAUAGUAGCAGUACUUCGGCAGCACAGCAGCUGAAAGAAGGCUUCCCCGAGGACCACGCUCCCAUCGCCAUGUUCACGCAACCCAUCCGCGGAGCCAAUCGCUCGUUCCAGUUCCUCGGCUGGUACAAAAUCAACCGGCUGCAGCUGCUGGAGCCGGGAUCCGAAGAUCUCGUUCGCAGGUUGAGCAAGAAAUGGGAGACGGUCGAUCGGUUGGGUCGCGUGGUGCCCAGGCAGCGGGACCUGAAGAAGUGGAAAGAGAGCAUGUCGUAUAGGUGGGCUGUGAUUAAGAUGGAGAGGGAUGAGGAGGCGGAGAAGGAAAGGGGGUAUCCGAAGAUCGAACGGAUUGAUGAGGAUGAUGGUAAUGAUGGAGAGGGUCAGUGACAUGUCUGUCUGUACAUACCACAGUUUGAACACGG